This is a messenger RNA of Protobothrops mucrosquamatus (brown spotted pit viper), 924 nucleotides long. RefSeq names its product ATP synthase peripheral stalk-membrane subunit b (gene ATP5PB). Gene Ontology annotation, biological process: proton motive force-driven ATP synthesis. NCBI's taxonomy places the organism in Eukaryota, Metazoa, Chordata, Lepidosauria, Squamata, Viperidae. The transcript has 7 exons. Gene Ontology annotation, molecular function: proton transmembrane transporter activity. The record is from RefSeq and is a predicted model, not a curated record. Bases 73 to 840 code for a protein of 255 amino acids.
UGACGGGGGCGGCCAUUUUAGUGUUGUGGCCGGGGGUCAUAGGGACGUCGGGCAGUGCUGGGGGAAGGCAGGAUGCUCUCUCGGUUGGCGUUGCGUGUCCUGGCCCCAGCCGGCCUGAAGAGCUCAGUGGCUCUACCCUCCCUGUCAUCGGGCGUAAUUCAUGCAUCAAGAUCACUUCACACAAGUCAACAGCACUUGGCUCCUGUGCCAUCUCUUCCAGAGAAAGGAGGAAAAGUUCGCCAUGGAAUAAUCCCUGAAGAGUUUUUCCAGUUUUUAUAUCCUAAAACAGGAGUCACAGGUCCAUAUAUGCUUGCAACUGGAUUGACACUCUACUUCCUGUCUAAGGAAAUUUAUAUAAUAAAUCAUGAAACAAUAACUGGUGUUCUUAUUGUGGGUUUACUAAUCUAUGGAAUUAAGAAGUAUGGUCCUGUUGUAGCAGCUUUUCUUGACAAAACAAUGGACGAGGAACAUGCUGCUUACGAGGACUUAAAAAGUGCUUAUAUAAAUAGAUGCCAGAACGGAAUUGAGGAGGAAAAAAAAGAGCAAUGGAGACUUGAGGGCCGCCACUAUCUCUUUGAUGCCAAGCGGAACAAUAUUGCUAUGAUCCUGGAGGCCAACUAUAGAGAAAGGCUUCUCAUUGCAUCCAGGGAAGUGAAGAAGAGGCUAGAUUAUCAAAUUGCAUUACAGCAGCUCAAGCGGCGUCUGGAACGAGAUCAUAUGAUCAAUUGGGUAGAACAAAGUGUUUGGCAGAGUGUUACUGCCCAACAGGAGAAGGAGAAUAUAGCUAAAUGCCUCUUGGACCUGAAAGCACUGUCAAAGUCUGCCCAACCAUCUCUCUAAGUCGAGCAUUAAGUUGUAACUUCCAGAAUUGUACAAUUUCUAUCCUUAAUUAAAACAUGUGUAUCCUGGUUUUGUUUACUCUGA